CAAAGAUGAGUCCUCUAUCCAUCUCUAUGGACAUGCACCAUUGUUCAGAAUAAAGAAAGCAGCAGAUGUGAAGACGAUCAUUUUUGUUUCCGUUUCUAUGUAUUACUACAGAUUAAGUCUGAGGCUGGUAACAUCAACAGUGAGGACAAACCCAGUCACUGGGUCCUGAUUGUGAGAGUGGAGCCCAGUUUGCACUGCAGGAUCCAGAGAUGACAUCAGUGAAACUGGAAGACUGCAGUCAAACACUGGAGCUGAAAGUCAACAUUAAAGAUGAAGAAGAGGAGGAGAAGAUUGGCACAUCUGUUAGUCAUGGAGACCAUGUUGAGACAUUAUCUGCAUCCAGAGAGCAACAGCAGGAACAUCCCAGAGCUAAGAGGCCUCACCACUGCCCACAUUGUGAGGAGAUUUUCCCAUUUCUAUCAAAGCUAAAAAUACACCUACAAAUACACACAGGAGAGAAGCCUUAUUCCUGCACUGACUGUGGGACACACUUCACAACAUCAAAGGCUCUGACAGUUCAUCAGAGAGUGCACACUGGAGAGAAGCCUUACUCCUGCUCUGACUGUGGGAAGAGUUUCUCAGGAUUGGGUCACUUAAAAAGACACCAACGUAUACACACAGGAGAGAAGCCUUACUCCUGCUCUGACUGUGGGAAGAGUUUCUCGCAACAGAGCAGCUUAAACUCGCACAAACAUAUACACACAGGAGAGAAGCCGUACUACUGCUCUGACUGUGGAAAAUGCUUCACAGCAUCAUUUGAGUUAAAAGUUCAUCAGAGGACACACACAGGAGAGAAGCCUUACUACUGCUCUGACUGUGGGAUGAGUUUCUCUCAACAGAGCAGCUUAAAGUCACACCAACGUAUACACACAGGAGAGAAGCCUUACUCCUGCUCUGAUUGUGGCAAGAGUUUCUCUCAUCAAAGCAGCUUAAAAUCACACCAACAUAUACAUAAAGCAGAGAAGCCUUACUCCUGCUCUGACUGUGGGAAGUACUUCACAACAUCAGCUGAGCUAAAAGUUCACCUGAGAACACACACAGGGGAGAAGCCUUACUGCUGCUCUGACUGUGGGAAGAGUUUCUCUCAAAAGAGCAACUUAAAAACACACCAACUUAUACAUACAGGAGAGAAGCCUUUCUCAUGCUCUGACUGUGUGAAGUGCUUCACAACAUCAUCUGAGCUAAAAGUUCACCAGAGAACACACACAGGAGAGAAGCCUUACUCCUGCUCUGACUGUGGGAAGAGUUUCUCUCAACAGAGCAACUUAAUAACACACCAACGUAUACAUAAAGGAAAGAAGCCUCAUCAGUUCUCUCAGGCCAGUUAAGAUUAGUCACUCCAUCACUUCAUUCUCAUCUCAUAAAGGAAGUGGUAACAGUGUAUUUGAUAACAUUACCAGAGAGUAACACUAUUGUAAUCCUAUUGUUUCUCACUGUGAGAGAACUGUGCAGAGAAAAGGGAGCGUUAUAGAAUGUUAGCCUCUCUUUACUUUACUGAUCAGUGUGCACCUUGUCAGUUCUGGUGUGUUUUGUUUGCUUCUACUGUAAAGAUAUUGAGAUUACUUUGGAUUUGCCCUUAGCGUUGAAAACCCUCUGAGGGAUCGCUUGUUAAAACAAUGGAGGGAGGUACUGCUUCCCUCUGCAGUUUUCUGUGGGAAUGAGUUAGUAGACACAACAUGUGUCAGAUAGAGAUGGUGUGAUGAUCAGUUUUCUGUGGGAAUGAGUUAGUAGACACAACAUGUGUCAGAUAGAGAUGAUGUGAUGAUCAGUUUUCACCUUUAGUUUGGGUGGAUACUUUUAUUCCUACUAAAUGUGUUUUGUUUAAUGAUACAAAUUGGUUUAUUAAAUUGUCUUUUAAAACUAGAUUCACUAUUUUAGUCAUUGAUGAUUAAUGUAUUUGGAUAACUGCAAUGAAUUUCAUUGAAUUACUAAUGAAAAAUAAAUGUUCUACAUUCAUUUUGCUGGUCAACCUCUGGGUUAUCUUUCAGAAAAUACAAUGUUUUUGUUGCCAAUCAAAAUAUAUUUACAUGAAUCUACUCAAAAACAUGUCAAUACACCUUUACACAUCACCACGGGGACAAGCCAUUUUGCUAGCCACCAGUAUUUUUCUACAAUGCAUACAAAUAUAUGUUAAUCAGUAUAAAGGACUUACAUGUUUUCUUAUGUAAAACCAGUUAAAUAAAAUGAAAAAUGUA
Oncorhynchus kisutch (coho salmon) is the source of this 2195-nucleotide messenger RNA. Its product is annotated as gastrula zinc finger protein XlCGF17.1-like. Gene Ontology annotation, biological process: regulation of transcription by RNA polymerase II. The record is from RefSeq and is a predicted model, not a curated record. The coding region runs from base 210 to 1328 and encodes 372 amino acids. NCBI's taxonomy places the organism in Eukaryota, Metazoa, Chordata, Actinopteri, Salmoniformes, Salmonidae. Gene Ontology annotation, cellular component: nucleus. Gene Ontology annotation, molecular function: DNA-binding transcription activator activity, RNA polymerase II-specific; RNA polymerase II cis-regulatory region sequence-specific DNA binding. The transcript is spliced from 3 exons.